GUUCUUCAAAUUUUGGAUUCAGCUGUUCUACUACCAUACCAACUGUCACGAGGAAACGGCAACGAUCCAAUCUCUCAAAAUUUCUCUCCCGCAACCGUAUCUUUCCACAUGGCUUCUCUCCCUCUGAUCCCCAUUACUCUGUAUAUCGUCGAUUCAGCAUGAGCCCUCCCAUUCCUUCACGUGUGAUUUUGCAAUUUCACCACAGCCAGAUCCAUUAUCUCACUCCAUUACAUAAACCCAUUUGCUGAAUCUCAUUUCUAAUCACCCCCAAGAUCAAUUCGAAUCCAUGGGAGUUCCCGCGUUUCGUCUUGGCUUUUCUGUUCUUUUAGUUUUUGCUUUUGUGCUCUGUGAUCUGGGUGUUUGUAAUGGUGGAAUUACGAGUCGGUUUGUUCGGGAUGAUGACGCUUCGUCGGAUAUGCCGCUUGAUAGCGAUGUCUUUAGGCCUCCUCCUGGUAAAAAUGCCCCCCAACAGGUUCAUAUAACACAAGGGGAUUCUGAGGGAAAGAGUGUGAUAAUCUCUUGGGUUACACCAGAUAAACCAGGUUCAAACAGAGUAGUUUAUUGGGCUGAAAACAGUGACACUAGAAAUCAUGCUGAAGGCUAUUUUGUUUCCUACAAGUAUUUCAACUAUACAUCUGGUUACAUUCAUCACUGCACCAUUAAUGACUUAGAGUAUGAUACUAAAUACUUCUACGUGAUUGGAUUCGGAAGUCUAUCAAGAAGGUUUUGGUUUACAACCCCUCCUAAAGUUGGCCCUGAUGUGCCUUAUACUUUUGGUCUUAUAGGGGAUCUUGGUCAAACGCAUCAUUCUAAUAGAACACUUACACACUAUGAAUUGAACCCAACAAAAGGACAGACCGUGUUGUUCGUUGGGGAUUUAUCUUAUGCAGAUCGUUAUCCAUUCCAUGAUAACACUAGAUGGGACUCAUGGGGGAGGUUUGUGGAAAGAAGUACUGCAUAUCAACCUUGGAUUUGGACUGCAGGGAACCAUGAACUUGACUCUGCUCCUGAAAUUGGUGAAAGUGAACCAUUUAAGCCUUAUCUCCAUCGUUACCGUGUUCCACACAAUGCAUCAGAUGGCUCCUCUCCCCUUUGGUACUCCAUUAAAAGAGCUUCAGCUUAUAUAAUCGUCUUGUCCUCUUACUCGUCAUUUGUGAAAAGCAGCCCUCAAUAUAAAUGGCUAGCUAAUGAGCUGGAGAAGGUAAACAGGGACGAGACACCAUGGCUCAUAGUUCUUAUGCAUACUCCAAUGUACAGCAGUUAUGUCCACCAUUACAUGGAAGGAGAAAGCAUGAGAGUGGUCUUCGAGCCGUGGUUCGUCAAAUAUAAAGUUGAUGUAGUCUUCGCCGGUCAUGUUCAUGCCUACGAACGAUCUGAACGAAUAUCAAACAUCGAAUACAAUGUCGUAAAUGGUUUAUGUUCUCCAGCUUAUAAUAUAGAGGCUCCAGUUUAUAUAACCAUUGGAGAUGGUGGAAACUCUGAAGGAUUAGUAUCUGAAAUGACUGAACCACAGCCAAAAUACUCGGCUUAUCGUGAAGCCAGCUAUGGACAUGGCACAUUAGACAUAAAGAACAGAACUCAUGCCUACUUUGCUUGGCAUAGGAACCAAGACGAAUAUGCUGUAGAAGCCGAUUCUUUGUGGCUGCAUAAUCGAGAAUGGAUAUCAACUAAAUUGCCACAAUCUUCCGAAAUGACUCACCUUUCAUCAGCGGCUGCCUGAAACAAUCUUUAGCUUUUUCGUUGAUGUGUAAAAAAAAUAAAAAGAAGGGGCUAGGAUUGAGCUCUUUUAUGGCUGAAUUUGCUGUAAUCAUGAGCUUUGUUUGUUAAUCUAAUUAAUUAAGUUCCUUUGAGAUGUGA
Cucumis melo (muskmelon) is the source of this 1857-nucleotide messenger RNA. Its product is annotated as purple acid phosphatase-like. The record is from RefSeq and is a predicted model, not a curated record. Gene Ontology annotation, molecular function: acid phosphatase activity; protein binding; metal ion binding. Bases 287 to 1720 code for a protein of 477 amino acids. NCBI's taxonomy places the organism in Eukaryota, Viridiplantae, Streptophyta, Magnoliopsida, Cucurbitales, Cucurbitaceae. The transcript is spliced from 8 exons.